UUCCCCAGUCUUUCACAGUCACACAAUCUAAAAAGGGUCGGAGUCCCGAUAUUCCCACUUGUUUUUAUUGAUUUUCUCAUAUAUAAACGAUUGCUUCUUUUUCACAUUCACACGCAUUGCUCUCGCGCAACGAUGGCAGAUCAUCCAUCAUCAUCACAACUGCCAGAAAUGGUACAAGUCAACAAGGUGGAGGAUCCACCUGUAGAGGUUGCUGGCAACAACACAAAUGACAGUUACAAGGUGGUGGAAGACGAUCGCAAGUCUACUCGCUCUCGCAAAUCAUCAUUGCAUGAAUCCCUUCCCGUCAUUCCUUCCAUCUCUGCUACGCCUGCUCCCGCUGCAUCCGGCCCCAAAGACCUCGUAGAGACCGCAGAAACAUAUGCACUUGUCAAAUCAGAGAAACCGCCCGCCCCUCCCGCCUCCAAACCCGCUCCUGUCAAGCGCAUCUCUUACAUGGCCCUCUUGAUGCGUUACUCGACCAAUCUGGAGCGUCUCUUGAUGGUCAUUGGUCUCAUUGCUGCUUGCGGUGCUGGGGCCGUACUGCCGCUCAUGACCAUCAUCUUUGGUGACUUGACAAACACUUUUGGCGCCGUGCAAAACACAGACAUGUCAGCGUUGACUCCCAUCCAACGAUCCGCCAUCCAGGACGCCAUGCAAGACACCAUCAAUGAGAAAUCCCUCAUUUUUGUCUACCUCGGCAUUGCCAUGUUCUUUGCUACCUACAUUUACAUGGCCACUUGGCUCUUUACCGGGGAAAACAUUUCCCAUCGCAUCCGUGAAGGCUACCUCCAAGCCAUCCUCCGUCAAAACAUUGCCUAUUUUGACUCGACUGGUGGAGGCCAAGUCUCCACCCGCAUCAUCACCGAUACCCAAAUGGUUCAGGAUGGCAUUAGUGAAAAAGUACCCAUGUUUUUCAUGAACUUUGCCACCUUUGUCGCUGGUUUCGCCGUCGCCUUUUCCCACAGCUGGAAACUCACCCUCGUCCUCUUGUGCUGCGUUCCCGCCAUUGGCAUCACCGCUGCCUUUUUGGGACGCUUUGUCGGCAAGUAUACCCGUGAAGGACUCAACUCGUACGCGUCCGCCGGUGAUGUCGCUGAAGAAACCUUUUCCUCGAUUCGCACCGUCACCUCGUUCAUGUCCCAAGAAAAAAUGGCCAAAGUCUACUAUUCCUUGCUCGGCAAGGCCGAGGUCUUUGGCAUCAAAAAGCAAAUCGUGACGGGAAUGGGAUGGGGCUGCAUCCAGUUUGUCAUUUUUUCGACAUAUGCCUUGGCCUUUUGGUACGGCUCCAAAAUGCUCGUGGACAAGGAAGUCCUGCCCGGAGACAUUAUGACAUGCUUCUUUUCCGUUCUCAUUGGUGCCUUUGCCCUCGCUGGUACUUCGAGUGAAGUCACUGCCUUUUCUUUUGCUAUUGGUGCGGGGACAACCUUGUUUGAAGCCAUUGACCGCCUGCCCGAGAUUGACUCGGCAGCCCCAGGCGGUUACCGCCCUAACGAGGUCCAUGGCCGCAUUGUCGUCAAGGACGUGAAAUUCCGAUACCCCUCGCGUCCCGAAGUCGUUGUCCUCCACGGCAUGACCUUGACCAUUGAACCGGGAACGACUUGUGCGUUGGUGGGAAGUUCAGGUUCAGGAAAGUCGACCAUUAUUCAGCUCCUCGAACGUUUCUAUGACCCAGAAUCGGGCACUAUUCAUCUCGACGGUGUUGACAUUACCACCCUCAAUGUCAAAUGGCUCCGUCAGCAAAUUGGUUAUGUGACCCAGGAACCCGUCCUGUUCAAAGGGACCUUGUGGGAGAAUGUCGCGCACGGUCUCGUUGGCACAGCCGACGAACAACUGCCAAAAGAGAAGAAAAUGGACAAGAUUAUCGAGGCAUGCAAGUUUGCCAAUGCCCACAACUUUAUCAUGGCCCUACCCCAAAAGUACGAAACCCGCAUUGGUGAGCGCGGUCUGCUCCUCUCGGGUGGUCAAAAGCAGCGUAUCGCCAUUGCGCGAGCCAUUGUUAAGAACCCACCGAUUCUCUUGCUCGACGAGGCCACGUCCGCCCUCGACACCGAGUCUGAAAAACUGGUCCAAGAAGCGCUUGACCGCGCCGCGCAAGGCCGUACGACCAUUGUCAUUGCCCACCGACUCUCCACCAUUCGGAACGCAGAUAAUAUCAUUGUCAUGGACCAAGGCAGAAUCAUUGAGACGGGUACUCACCAUUCCUUGGUGGCAAAAGAAGGCGGGUUUUACCGUAAGUUGGUGGAAGCACAGCAGAUUAGCGCCAAAAAGGAAGCAGAAGCAGAAAAGGCGAAACCCAAGGUGGACCCUGACGCCGUUGCCCUUGAGGAUGAGCAAGAACCAGCAAAGGGUCUUGUCAGAGCCAACUCUGUGCACUCGACCCAUAGCACCCGUUCGGGUAAAAGCAUACCAGACGUGUCAACACCUGGCAAGACACCUCAACCUUCGACUCUCGACACCCUCCGGAUUUUUAACAAGAUUAUGAAGCUGAACCGUGCGGAAGCCCACUACAUUGCGCUCGGUCUCCUCGGUUCCAUUGUCAAUGGCAUCACCCAACCCGUGUUUGCUAUCCUCUUUGGACACUUUAUCAACGUCUUUUUCAUCGUGAAUGACGAUGCCAAAUUACGGCACGAUGCAGAUUUUUGGGCGCUCAUGUUUUUGGUGAUUGGGAUUGCCAAUUUGUUUGCGAGUUUUAUAAAGUUUACCAUGUUUGGAAUUUCGGGAGAAAAGUUGACCACUCGCCUGCGUGACAAGUCGUUCCGGACCAUGAUGCGUCAAGAUAUUGCGUGGUUUGACGUGGAAGAACACUCUGUCGGAGCUCUCACGUCCAACCUUUCCAACGACGCCCAAAAUGUGCAAAACAUGUCUGGCCAAAUUGCUGGUAACCUCCUCGAACUCACCACGUCAAUUCUCGGCGGUGCUAUUGUAGCCGUCGCGACGGGAUGGAAGCUCGGUCUGGUUGUCUUGUCGACCCUCCCACUCAUGGUCGCCGCCAACAAACUCCGGAUGGAUUUGAUUCGAAAGGGGAACCAAGCCACAAAGAUUUACUAUGAGCGGUCAGCUCAAGUUGCUUGUGAAGCCGUGGCAGCCAUGCGCACCGUUGCGGCCCUCAGUCGUGAAGAGGAUGUGGCUCAGGUCUACCACCACGACUUGGAAGAGCCUCUACGAAUCGGUCGCCGAAAUGCCAUUGGGAAUACCGCCAUUUACGCCUUCUCUCAAACCGUCACGUUCUUGAUCAACGCCCUUGGGUUCUGGUACGGUGGUAAACUCAUUGUCACGGGAGAAUAUGGGGGCUCGGACGGUGUGCGCACCUUUUUCACAACGUUUAUGGCCAUUGUCUUUGCCUCCCAAGCCGCGGGCCGUGUCUUUUCGCUCAUGCCCGAUGUUGGUAAAGCGCACGAUUCCGCUAAAUACAUGUUGGACCUCUUUGAGCGCAAACCCCCGAUUGACAACUGGGACCCCUCUGGCACGAGCUUGGACAAGGCUACCACCCAAGGCAAAGUUGAAUUCAAAAACGUCCACUUUGUCUACCCCAACCGGCCAUCCAUCAAGGUCCUCCGUGGCCUCGACCUUGUUGUCAAACCAGGCCAAUUCGUUGCCUUGGUUGGCCCUUCGGGUUGCGGCAAAUCCACCACCAUUGGCCUCAUGGAACGAUUUUACGACACUGUUUCUGGCACCAUUACCAUUGACAACCAACCCAUCAAUUCCCUGUCCAUUUCCAACCUCCGCGAGAUUGUAUCUCUGGUAGGCCAAGAGCCCAACCUCUACAACCUAACCAUCAAGGAAAACAUUUGCUACGGCCUCCCUUCCAUGCCCUCUGACGAAACCAUUAUCCAAGCCGCCAAAGACGCCAACAUUCACGAUUUCAUCACAUCCUUACCUGAUGGGUACGAUACCUCUCUAGGCGGAAAGGGCACCCAACUCUCUGGCGGCCAAAAACAACGCGUGGCCAUUGCCCGUGCUUUAAUCCGUAACCCCAAAAUCCUCUUGCUCGACGAAGCGACAUCCGCCCUAGACGCCACCUCUGAAAAAGUCGUCCAAGCCGCCCUUGAUAAAGCUUCCCGGGGCCGUACGACCAUUGCUAUUGCACAUCGGUUGAGUAGUAUCAAGGAUGCUGAUGUGAUUUAUGUAUUCAAGGAUGGUGUUGUUGCAGAGUCGGGGACUCAUCAGAGUUUGAUUGCCGAACGGGGACUGUAUUAUCAGUUGGUUGUUCAGCAGGAUUUGAGUGGGUAGACAGUUUGGGAAUGGGGUUUUUUUGGUGUGUUGUAUUUUUUUUGUUCUUUUUAGAUUUUAAUACAUGCCCUUGAAAAGAAUACUGAAUGGGAC
Molecule: messenger RNA, 4323 nt
Organism: Spizellomyces punctatus DAOM BR117
Lineage: Eukaryota; Fungi; Chytridiomycota; Chytridiomycetes; Spizellomycetales; Spizellomycetaceae
Exons: 2
Coding region: 133-4230 (1365 amino acids)
Biological process (GO): transmembrane transport
Cellular component (GO): membrane
Molecular function (GO): ATP hydrolysis activity; ABC-type transporter activity; ATP binding
Source: RefSeq, a predicted model, not a curated record